AUGAGGUUGUCUCACUCUACCUUUCUGGGUCUCUUUGCUCUCACUGCGACUACGAUCGCAAGUACCGCUUGUCUAGAUAACUCCGUCCAUGAUACCAUCGCCUUCUUCAGUGGAACCGCUCUGACGUUCGGCUCCAACUAUACCAAUGCAGCAGACUGUGGCCACAAAUGCUCGACACUUCCUGCAUGUCGAACCUGGCUCUUCACCAGUGGUGGGCAGUUGCCAGGAUUCAGCGGAAUUCCCCUGGACUAUGAGUUCGAUAUCAACCAACGCUUUGCGCAUGGAGCACGCGAGCAUUACUCAAGAAGAGCCAUCAGGCUCACCGCACCUGAGGUCCAGAUGUUGCGACUCAUGGAACGGAUCACAGACAUUCCGAACUGGGAAUACGAUGUGUUUGACGAACAAAAUCUUGCCCAGUGGCGUGCACAGGCAUCUUCAUUUUACGCGAGCCUUGACUCGAACUCAGAUCAGGACGUGGACAUGGACCUGAUCACGACGAAAGCAUGGCUCUGGUGCGUGGCGGAACUGCAGGAUAAGGCUAAGGGCUUCCGGGACACCGGAUAUGUCAUCGUUCUCAAUGCCGACUCCGGCGUAAGCAAGAUCGACGACGAGGCUCUGGGGGAUGAUCUCCAAGAAGCACUCCGUCCGCUCUUGCCAACAAAGAAGGGUGGUGGCAUUCGCAAUUUAGUAGAUCCGUCGCUUUACAUGCUGGUCUAUGGCCGGACAACAGUUCUCAGUCAUGGUGGUCGGGUUGCUCUGCCUGCGGGGGACGGCUCAGCCUCCCAGUUCUAUCCGCCUUCCACCGAUCCCAGACUAGCCACGGCACCUGUGCAGGAUCUCUCCAGGAGUAGAACGGCCCUGAUUCCCCGAGAACUCUUUUAUCUUCAGGAUAAUCUCAAGUUACAACAGGUUUCCUUUCGCUUCCAAUGGCUACCUUGCGAGGUGGAGUUUGCGGAGCCGUCGGGGACGGCAGUACGGAUCACCUCGUAUAUCAACAAUCUCCACCCAAGCCAUACCCAGGCCUAUUCUGCAAUCGAGAAACUCAUUUCUUACGCAAUAGGAUCGUGGAAUGAGGUCCUAGUCAAAGGCACUGGCGGGCGCAUGCCUCGGCGCAUCUAUACCUAUGGCGUCACAGACCGAGAAGAAGAAUGUCUUAUGGAUGUAGAACCGCCGGAGGACAUUCUCCCAGUCGUGUGGAAUCAAGAGAUUACUCGACGCGCAUGGUCUUCUGAGCAAUGGGAGAGUCACUGCGCCAAGGUGCGAGAGUAUUUGACAUUGCCUGAUGUGGAUCCCAAGUACCGUGUCUUCGAACACGAGCCCGGGGACCCCCCUGAGACGGAGGAUCUUCUGGCUUGGAUGACGCCGGAGAUGUGGGCGUCCCCUGCACGCGUCGAGGAGAUCAUCCGGGCGAAGUUCAUGCGACUGCAUCGGUUCUCAUACCCCGAGCCUGGGAUUUCCUAUACGUAUGAAGACUGGAAAAGAGGCCAGACCGCGAACCCCAUCUUCGGGCCAUGGCCAUGUGACCACGAGUUCGACUCGCCUCGAAAUCACGACUACUAUUCGGUGUCGCUCGAAGAUCAGUUCCGCAAACAGGGGCUGCAGGUGAUUGUUCAAGUCUUCAGCAUGGAUCUGACGCCCGAGGGCUGUGGUGAUGAUGGUGCCCAUGCAUACCUCGGAGAUCCAGAGUUCCACGUGGACGGGAUGCUCAACGAGCAUAUUGUCGCCACCGCACACUUCUGCUAUAGCGCGGAGAACAUCACAGAAUCCCGCAUCUCCUACCAACAACGGGACAGGUUGCACAUAUCCGGCCAUCAACCGGACCCCUUCUGCAUCUACAAAGUUUACGGAAUCCCUCCCUCUCCGGGACCGGGCGAAGACACAAACGCUCUGCCGCUGCAAACCCUAGGGUCCGUCGCCGUCACUCAAGGUCGUUUUCUCAUGUGGCCCAAUGCCUUGCGAUACAAGAGGCUUCCGUUCUCCUUGCUCGACCCGAGCCGCCCGGGCCAUCAGCGGUGCGUCGUCUUGUGGCUGGUGGAUCCCCACUAUCGCAUCUGCUCGACUCGGAAUGUGCCCCCGCAGCAGCAUGGUUGGUGGCGCAAUGCGGUCUUGGCGAAUUCCGCCACGACUCCGCUCUCGACUCUUCCCCAGGAGCUGAUGGACAUGGUCAUGAAGAAAACAGGGCCUUGGCCGAUGCAACUCUCCGAAGCUUUGCAGUACAAGGCAGACUCCGAGAAGGAGCGAGAGGAAGCCGUUCCGCACCAGCUUUCGCACAUUCAAGCCUACGAUUUCUGGUGGGAAUUGAGUUAG
Molecule: messenger RNA, 2307 nt
Organism: Aspergillus homomorphus CBS 101889
Lineage: Eukaryota; Fungi; Ascomycota; Eurotiomycetes; Eurotiales; Aspergillaceae
Product: DUF4246 domain-containing protein
Exons: 2
Coding region: 1-2307 (768 amino acids)
Source: RefSeq, a predicted model, not a curated record